AUGGAGACCGCAGUACAAGGGAUCUACCAGCAGAUCAUCUCGAUUUUCCAUCCUUCACAAACGGUUUCCUCAAUCACGCCACAAUCGAGCAGGAUCACGAAACAUGAGCCUCAGGCAUCGGACCUGGUGGACUCGAACGGAGAAAAAAUCGAAAUGGAAACCCUCCACGGAGAAGCCGGCGAAGAAUUGAAUCACAGCGUGAAAAUCACGAAUUCGACGGCCAACAUUUCUCGCCAGAUCAACAUCAGCAAAGUCAACGCUGUCAACGCUGGCAUCGGGGUCCAGGAGGUCACCGAAGAAUUAAUCUUCGAAUCGAUCGAAAAUGCUUCUGGCAAUGGAUCAGACUACGGGAGUUGUGAGGAGAAGGAUCCUGUCUACGAGGAGGUCGAAACCGAAGAGGAGAUCUACGCAGACUGUUCCAUAAAAAAUCAUCCGCUCGAGCAGCCUCUCAGAGAAGUUUUGGACACGUCCGGAGGCCUGACACCCCAAACGAGGUCGCCAGUUGACUGCUCCAUAACUUCAGAUCUGUCGAGGGACAUGCUGACUUCCCCGAACAGCUCUCAGCACUCAAACUACGCCCACUCCAACUCAGCUUUGUCGGAUCCGGAAUGCGACAGCGAUCUGUUGCUAAAAUGCUCCUCGCCGGAAGAAGAAGAUGAUCUUCUCUGCGAGAUGCAGUCGAAGCAAGACAUUCAGGAUAUCAACGAGAUAAAUGAAGCCGCUCGGGACAAUGCUCUGAUUUCGAUUGAGACUCCCAAAGUGGAUCACAAGAAACUUAUGCCGCAGGCUCUGAAGCCUGUUCCGGUGGAAGAGACGAUUAUCGCCCGAGAAAUCCGACUUCAACGCGAACGCGAAGAUGAAAUACAGAAGGAGCGCGAAGAAGCCAGACGAAGAGCUGCGGAGAAGAUGGGCAGUCUUUCCGGCAGCACUGGGAGCCUCCUUGACGAGAGGCCAGCUUCCAAAUCUACUCCCUUCACCAGACCCUUGGCCACUUCUACCCCGAAAGGAGCUCGCGACGUUGGUGCUCUGAAAAUUGAGGAUGAAAUCCGUCAGCUGAAGGAACGUGAAGAUGAGCUCCGCAGAGUCCGCGAAAGCCUCCAGCAGAAAGUUCAACAGCAAGAGAUUCUCGACUUCAAAAUCGAGCCACAGCAAAGCGACCCCAAGCAAGACACCAAGACCGACACAGUGGUUCGGCCCUCGCCGAUUUCGAGCGCGUCCCCCAUACCCAAGCAGACUACGCGCCGUGCGGUGAAAGUUCGCCCGUUGGACGAUGGAGACGAAAUUCCUGAAACGACUGUUUAUCAGCACGAGACUCCGAUAGAACGCGAGAUCAGACUCGCCAGAGAGCGCGACGAGGCGCUUCGUCGCGAGAAAGGUCUUCUCACGGGUCGGAGGGAUUCCGUGGAUUCUUCGUCGAUCCUCUCCGAGAGAUCGACGACGUCUUCCACGUCAUCGUCGUGCACCGACCUACGAUCUCCUCGCACUCCGGUUCACAACAUGGUGACGUCGAAAAUUCAGAAAGAAAUCGAGGAGCAGAACCGCAAGGAGUUGGAACUCAAGAAGGAAGGCGUCAUCCGCACCAUAUCCGUCGAGCGGAGCGACUCGAAAGUAGCCAAGAUCGGAGCCGAAGUCGAAGCCCCACGGCCGCGAACAUUUUCCUCGAGUUCUUCGGGGUCCUGCAGCACACAAACGGCUGCAGCUCCUUUCCGAAGGCCCGCAUUCGGGACCGUGGCUCGCGGGAUCAGCAUGCAGAAAUUUAUCGCAAGCCAAGGUAAAAAGAUCGUUCCUACCAGACCCAUCGAGCCUCGGUGGGUCGAGGCUCCGAGCAGCAGACAGCCCCGAUUCGAACUGGGAACGGUGAAUCUCGAGAAUAAGUGCGAUGCGAAACCCAGACGACACCUGGUGACCGCUCAGAGCAAAAUCCAGCAGGAGCUGAAGCUGUUCAAAGAGCGCGAGACCGAGCUCAGGCGGAUGAGAAAACUUGGAGGAUCUCAUCCGAAUUUGAGCACUUUGGUCGUAGCGACAGACAUUCCGGUAUCGGACGAAGACGACGACGACGACUUCGUCAAGGACGAUACUUCGCCAAAGGGACUCUAUCCUUCAUUGCGCCAACGCGUUUUGAGUAACCCCAAUCUGCUGGACUGCGAUGAGCCUGCAAAGGUCCCGGAACCUCUGGCUCCAAUCGUCCGGAAGAAGAGCGCCAUGGUUGCAGAGUGGGAAAACCGGAUUCGCCAAAUUCAAGAGUCGAAAUGAGAGCGUCACUUGAGUAUAAAUAGCGAGACGAUCAUUACAUCUCCAGCGCAAGAUGUGAAAAGCCAAACUUGUGAUGUGUCCAAGCCCCAUGCGUGGCUGUGACAUCAUGACGUCUUCCUGUUGUUAGCGUACUUUUCCGUCGUCGUCGUCGUUGUCGUCUCCAUUGACCUUUCCCUCUCCUGGAUGAUCGAUGUGAGAGCACCGAAAACCGUUAGCAUGCGUGUCCGGCAAAAAAAAAUCCCU
Galendromus occidentalis (western predatory mite) is the source of this 2496-nucleotide messenger RNA. It is a transcript of the gene mdu, whose product is annotated as mitotic spindle positioning protein meduse. NCBI's taxonomy places the organism in Eukaryota, Metazoa, Arthropoda, Arachnida, Mesostigmata, Phytoseiidae. The record is from RefSeq and is a predicted model, not a curated record. Bases 1 to 2253 code for a protein of 750 amino acids. The transcript is spliced from 10 exons.